This is a messenger RNA of Abrus precatorius (Indian licorice), 1789 nucleotides long. Its product is annotated as myb family transcription factor EFM. The record is from RefSeq and is a predicted model, not a curated record. Gene Ontology annotation, molecular function: DNA binding; DNA-binding transcription factor activity. The transcript has 4 exons. NCBI's taxonomy places the organism in Eukaryota, Viridiplantae, Streptophyta, Magnoliopsida, Fabales, Fabaceae. Gene Ontology annotation, biological process: regulation of DNA-templated transcription. Bases 170 to 1525 code for a protein of 451 amino acids.
CUGUCUUUCUCUCUCGCCCCCACAAGAACUAGAAAGGAAGAAGCCAAACACCCUCUUUUGCUCUUGUUUGUUCCCACAUACCACCCUGUUCCUAUUUUGGCAUGAACAUAUCUUAAUCACUGUGCUUGUUAGUUGUUAUAGUUAUUUAUUAUUAUUAUACGGGAAAACAAUGGCUUCACCGUCCGAACUAAGCCUCGAUUGCAAGCCACAUAGCUAUUCCUUGCUACUCAAAUCAUUUGGAGAUCAAACUGAUCAGACCUACAAGCUUGAAGAAUUCCUUUCUCGCUUAGAGGAAGAACGUCUCAAGAUUGAUGCCUUCAAGCGUGAACUUCCUCUCUGCAUGCAACUCCUCACCAACGCGAUGGAGGCUUCAAGGCAGCAACUUCAGGCCUUCAAAGUAAGUCAAAGCACAAAGCCAGUUCUUGAAGAAUUCAUACCCAUGAAACACUUAACCUCUGAAAGCUCUGAGAAAGCAACAAACAUGUCCGACAAGGCAAAUUGGAUGACAACUGCACAACUGUGGAGCCAAGCAAGCGAAGGAACCAAACAACAAGCUGCAAUCACGUCACCAAAAGAAGCUGACAUGGGCUUCAGCAUGAGCCCAAAGCUAGCUCUAGACAACAAACAAAGGAAUGGUGGAGGAGCCUUUCUCCCAUUCUCAAAAGAGCGAAACUCUUGCCAAGGCUCCACAUUGCGACCUCUCCCUGAACUGGCUCUUGCUUCUGCAGAGAAAGAAAUUGAAGACAAGAAACGUGGAGAGGGAGAGAAGGGUGUUUCAUGUCAGAAUAAGAAGGAGAAUUCAGCAAGUGAUGGUGCUGUAAUUGAUCAAGGAAAAGGGAAUAGUCCAGUUGCAUCAUCUCAGGCACAAACAACCACAACUACACAAACUCAUAGGAAAGCAAGAAGGUGUUGGUCACCAGACCUGCACCGUCGAUUUGUUAAUGCUCUCCAAAUGCUUGGUGGAUCUCAAGUGGCCACCCCAAAACAGAUAAGGGAGUUGAUGAAGGUUGACGGUUUGACCAAUGAUGAAGUUAAAAGCCAUUUGCAGAAGUAUAGGCUUCACACCAGAAGACCAAGUCCAAGUCCUCAAACAGGUGCAGGAGCACCACAGCUUGUGGUCCUAGGAGGAAUCUGGGUCCCACCGGAAUAUGCCACGGCGGCUGCCGCCCAUACAGCCACUCCUACUCUCUACGGUGCCCACCCUACCUCCCACGCGCCGCCGCCACACUAUUGUGCCGCCACCCCAGUUCCCCAAGAGUUCUACACUGCAGCGCCGCAGCAGCCGCUGCUUCCGCCGCCUCCGCCGCACCACAACGCUCUCCAUCACCUGCACAUGUACAAGGCGGCGCACCACGGGCACAGCUCGCCGGAAUCUGACGUUCCGGGAGGCGGGAACCGGUCGGAGAGUAUUGAGGAUGGGAAAUCGGAGAGUAGCAGCUGGAAAGGGGAGAGUGGGGAGAACGAAGGGGAGAGAAAAGGGUUGGCUGAGGAGAGUAAUGGGAGUGAGAUCACUCUCAAAUUCUAGGGUUUUUUAUGAAAAGUGUUUUUAGAAUUAGGGUUUUUUCCUUGCAUGCUCCAUAUUAUCUCAUGCAUGUUCAUUGUUCAACGAGAUUGGGGAAAAAAACAAAUUAAGAAGAACAAAAUAUCCCUGGCUGUACUUUUUGCAUAUAUUUCAGUGGUAAAGACUGUACUGCAGAGGGUAAAAAGGGCAUAAAAGUGGGCAUUUGUUUUGUUUUGUUUUGUUUUUAUUGCGUAUGCAAUCUAUUGAUGCUGUUAUAUAUGUAUCGGA